AUUGAGAAAUGUAAUUAUAAUUAUAAAAAUUCUUAUCAAAAACUCAUUAUUAAAAUUUCCUUCGAAAGAUUAGAAGAUUAAAAGAUAGUAGAGUUAACUCCGUUUAUAAACACGCAUAGCUUCAGUAAGAGCGAGAUAAAAGAAAAAAAAACAUAUCGUGCUAUCUUCCUCUUAAAACGAACCAAGCUGACCAACCUAGGUCUAAAACGUUUGGUCGACUCGUAUCGUUCCCUCUUACGAAACGCUUCGCGCAUGGAACAAAAAUAAACGCGCAUUCGAAAGGAGCGCGUCGUUGGCGCGUCGGUGGCGUCAUCGCGAUUCGCAUGCGCGAAAUUAUCGAGCGGCUGUGACGAGCGAGAGUCGAGUCGUCGGUUUCGUUGUCUGUCCCUCCGCCGUGGCGAGCGUAAACUGAACGGUGCGUGGCGUGACCGUGCGAGUAAGAGGCGAGCAGUAGCCUGAGCACGAGCGAAUCCAAUCUCGCGACGGCAACGAGUCUCGGCUGAAGAGAAAAAAACUAAGCCAGUAUGGCCACCUCGAGGAGAAGAUCGCGCAUCUAACAACGGGAGGCGAGAUGCCGAUCUCAGCCGGUUCGCGGCUGACCUCUGUCGUUCCGUUCGGUUCCUACGUGACCACGUCUCUCGGCUGGCCGUGAUUCGAGGGAAACGCGCGCCUCGCCUCGCCUCGUCUCGCCUCGCCUCGCUCGCUGUUGUCUCUCUCUCCGAGUGAUCGUGGCGACAGAACGCCAGCAGGAAUCGCGGCGUGAAAGCACGAGGAGGGCUGGGCAUGGCCACUCUGGCUGGCAGCUCGUCGUCGGGCCUGGCCAGGCCACCGACCAUGCUGGAGCAGCUUCUCGAGGAGAUCAACUUUCAGAGGACCAAGGAGCUCCGACAGAUGCUCAAGGAUGACUCCGGCUUCGUGAUACUUCAAGGUACAACCUACUGGACGGACCUGUUUGUCAGGCACUUCCUCUUCCAGGCAGAGCACACGAUCGACGGCGACGACUUGCUGUUCUUCGUGCGAAAGAAGCACGUGAAGACGUCGUCGAGAUACUUGCCAAAAUUCGAGACGGAGGUGGACGUGUUCCGGAAGGACAGCAAGAAGCUACCUAUCGGCGAUCCCGACAUCGAUUGGGAGGAAACCGUGUACCUGAAUCUGGUCGUGCAUCAAUUCGACUACACGCUCACCUUGGCUAUCUGCACAAGGACGAGCCCCAAGGAAUUGCAAGUAUUGCGCAGGCACUCGCAAAAAGUGUACGCGAGCCCCAGCCGAAGACGAAUGGACGCGAAGGGUGAUCUCGAGGAGAUGACCUACCCGCACAUAUGCUUCAUGGUGGACAAUUUCGACGAAGUUUUCUGUGAUAUUCUAGUCAGGGACGGGGAGAUGGUGUGCGUCGAAUUGGUGGCGUCCGACAGGGAGGGCGCGAUUCAAGGUGUAAUAUUUCUCGGCUCUAUCAGAUACGACGCCCUGAAGAAAGUAUACGACGCCAGGUCCAGCUUGAGCACCAAAAUGGCGCAGCGAAUGACCUUUGGCCUGUUUUCCGGCGCGGCCUCCCAGCGCAUAGAAUUCGUUCGAAUGAAGGGGCCUCGUGGGAAGGGGCACGCGGAGAUGGCUGUGACGAAGCCGAAGGGUUCGGGGGCUGAGACACCGACCUCGGAGCCCGGCUACUGCGCCACCGAUUCCCUGUGGGACGCCGACUGGGACGACGCCGAGGAGCUGUUUUUGUAUCGGCAUCAACGAAGGCUGUCCGACCCGAGCGCGAAUCUGAACAAUUUCGUGCGCGGCGGGUGGAGGACGAAGCCGGAUACGGCCGCGACCAAGGCAAGGUCGGAGAACGAAGGUCUGGACUCGAUGGCGAACGGGUUGAACGAAAUCGAAGCAGGAGACGUCCGUGACGCCGACCUACAGGAUAGCAGCUGGGGCGGCCGGGGCUCACCAGGAAAUCACAGGAGUCCGCACGUCAGGCGACGAAGAUCCCCUCACGUUCCCGCCAGGCAACAACGCCCGAAACACAAGCAACAACGUAACUCGUGGGAGCGUAGCGAAAACGAGAACGGAACGUCGAAUCACAAGGAGGCCUAUCGCGACCACACACACGAGAAACACGGCACGAGCGCGCCCACUGUGAAUCGCAUCGAAUCGAUACGAAUUGUCCGGUUGGUGGCAGGCCUCCAGAAUCACCGGCACAACCAUAUCGAGGUCGGUAGCGAGAUACUCGUUCCCGCGGCCCCCUGCCUGACGGACGACAACGUGAGACAGAAGCUGGACGCGGGCGCGAUACUGGUGCACGGGAAGGAGGAAUUGCCGUUUGCGGGCUACGAGGAGGCGGACAAUAACAGGAAGCGAAGGCCGUACAGCACGGGCCAGAUCAAUCACGAGCGGGUCAACAACCUGGAGAACGACGAGGAGCAACGGCGGCUGAGCGACGACGAGUUGGUCAGGGUCCGCCGCGCGGAGGGGGGGCGCAGGCGUCUACGCUCGGCCGGCUCCGACCAGGAGGAAUACUACACGGGGCGGAACAAGAACAGAAACGAGGACCAGUUGAGAGAUAGAAACGCGAACGCGCGAAUUACGCGCGGCAACGUGACCGCGCACAGGCAGAGCGCCACCCUGCCCAGAAGGAGGCGAAGACGAGCGUUGUCGGGCAGCUUCGCGGGCAACCCACUACCCCCGCACCGUGUCACACCAGACGGAACAGCUAUCUACUAUUGGUGCGAGCUCCCGCGCCGCCCCGGCUCACAGGGAUCAUAACGAUGCUUAAGCGACAGAUUCGUUAGCGAUAAUCGAAUUGGUUCUCUGUGUGUGCCGGCAGAGCUGGACGACGGCGCUUACAACCCUCUGUGGACUAUGAGAGGAUUCACGCAGACGUUCCACUUCUGGAAAGAGACUAGGCGAGCCCAAUCCGUUCCCCUCAACGCGUUUCUCACCUACAUCACUCUGCCUUGGUGGAGCAUUGCCAAAGGUGAGAUAGAGAGAAACGUUCGCGGGAGAAAAUUCUUUAAACGGAUUAUUAUUUUUCUUUCAGAUAUUCUCGAUCAUCGAGAAGGACCUAUAUUAACGUUCUAGCCGACACGAGGACGUCCCGUUUUUAUUUCUAUCGGAUCUCUCAUUUCCAUUUCGUUCCUCACUUUGUACGCAAUUGGAUAGAACGCGCGAGACAAAAUCGAAGAUGUAUAGAAAAUAAGAAAUAAACGAGAUACCAUUUAUAA
This is a messenger RNA of Apis mellifera (honey bee), 3206 nucleotides long. RefSeq lists its product as uncharacterized. The record is from RefSeq and is a predicted model, not a curated record. Bases 784 to 2748 code for a protein of 654 amino acids. The transcript has 8 exons. Lineage: Eukaryota; Metazoa; Arthropoda; Insecta; Hymenoptera; Apidae.